AUGGUGACAAUUGAAGUGAAGAAGUCUAGUUCAGGUAGGGUUGCUCCCGGUAAAGCUAACAUAAUGAACGCUCAUGACUUUAAAAUUAAACUCUGGGACAACAUAGAGAAACUUUUCAAAGUGGACAUUUAUAAUGGCUGCACUAAGAUUAUCAUGUUGCAGAAUGUAGUAAAUGAGCUGCAUGCUAUUGGAAAUUUCAGAAACAUAUUGCGAAAGUUUUGGAAUGAUCUGUCAUUAACUUUCAGCACUGAGUUGGAGAAGAGCCCAUCAAAUGUCAACCAAUCUAUUGAGAUUGACUUUCCUAAACUUUUGAAAUGUUUCAACGAGCUGAUUGCCCGUCUCAAAUGUAAGGAUUUGGAGUUGAGCCGCUCAUCUUUAAAUAGAUGGGAGAAUGCGUUUCUAUCAAAGUCAUUGGGAAAGCUACUGGACCCAGUCCGGACAAUGUGGCACCUGAAUCAAGUGCCAAACAUGGACCAAAUUGAUACUGCAAUAAGGGUCAUAGCUGAAGCACUUAGCAUUUCACUAGGUGACAAACAACUAAGCAUAAGCUUGGCAAACAGUGUAGCCAAGAGCAUUAAACAAAUGAAUAUGGAAGCAGAACAAAGAAUCUCUAUGGACAGUGAUGUAGCCCAAAUCAUUGAACCACCAACAAGUACCCAACAAAAAAAUGCAGACUUGUGCAACGCACUGUAUUACUUCUCCUCUCAGAUAAAAAGGGUGCUUAUUAACAUGAACUCUCUGCUUCCCCCAGAGAGUGUGCAAAUAGUGCAGAACAGUCUUAAAGAUAUCUCAAGUAUGCCUGUGCUGCAGUUGUUUGAGGAGUCAAUAAAAAACUCACUCUACAUCAUAUUAACCACAAUGCAUGACGAACCAGACUUGACUAGAGCCGAUGAUCCAACCAACAAGUCAUUAUCAUGCUCUCCUUAUAUGAAAGAACUGCAACAGUUUGUGUCUAGAUGCAAAGACAUUUAUCUCUCAAUGUUCCAGGAAAAGUCUGCACUGAACGACUGCUGUGUCAUUAUAGCCAGAGCUUGCGUGGAACGUUUUAUCCAUCAUGUCUGCAAUGUGAGACCGCUGACAAGAUUUGGUAAAGUAAAGUUGCAGAUUGACUGCAAACAGUUGGAGACGGCGCUCUAUCCCCUUGUCAACGACAUGACGGAGUUAGGAGACGAAUACAGGCAGCUGAAGGCACUACAGCUGAUGUUAGAGAAAACACCACAGGAAAUUGCCAAGAGUCAAAAAGAAGGCGCCUUAUUACCAUUUUCUAUGGUUAUGAUGUUUAUGUUUUCAUUUGCUGGGCCACAGCUUGUCGCCCCUCACACAUGCGCUGGCUGGAACGUCCAGAAAUUGAUGCAAUGGCUCGACUCCCACAGAAACGAACGUGACAGAUUGGAAUUUGUGGCUGGUGCAUUGCAAAGGUAUCAAAACCACGUGCGGCAGAACCAAAUGACAACGUACGACGAAGUGUACCCAGUUUUAUUGCAGUUGUUAGAAGAUGGACGGAACGCCCUAAAGAAG
Iphiclides podalirius (scarce swallowtail) is the source of this 1518-nucleotide messenger RNA. The record is from the annotation of a GenBank genome assembly. Lineage: Eukaryota; Metazoa; Arthropoda; Insecta; Lepidoptera; Papilionidae.